This is a messenger RNA of Acaulospora morrowiae, 2127 nucleotides long. NCBI's taxonomy places the organism in Eukaryota, Fungi, Glomeromycota, Glomeromycetes, Diversisporales, Acaulosporaceae. The record is from the annotation of a GenBank genome assembly.
AUGGGACAAGCAAAUUUUGAGUCAGAUAUUAGAAUAGAGGUUAAUUCCGUAACAAGUACUAAUUUUGAGAUGGAUGAAGCACCAAAUGAUGUCAACAUGGAUUUAGACGAACACCAAAACAUAAAUCUCACGGCUGCCGCUGCAAGACAGGCAUAUGACGCUGUCAGCUCAUUCGCACCUUUUGUGCCAUAUGUAGAAUCUAUUUUCGGUGUGAUCACAGAGAUCAUAAAUAUUUACGACAAUGUCGAAUACAACAAAAAAACAUGCCGUGUUCUGGUGGAUCGCGUUGAAACUGUGAAAAUAGUUAUUCGCAAGUUGAUUCGUCGUAAGGAUGAAGAAGAAUUGUUCCGCGAUCAAGAUUAUUACCAUGCCUUUAUUCGUCUUGAUAAUGUAUUGAAGAAUAUCAAAAGGUUUGUUCGUGAGGUGUCGCAGUACAAGAAUUUGCGUAGAGUCCUUCUUGCAAGAAAUAUUCAGGAAGAAAGCCAGGAUCUCAUGAGGAAAUUAGAAAACGCUUGCAGUGAUUUGAAAUUUGGUAUCAUUAUUUCAAUAGAGGAAAGGCAAAAGGAGCAAGCGAGUAUAAAAGAGGAUUUUGAUAAUAUGAAAAAUAUGAUGAGCUCGUGGGAUGAUAAACUCAACUUGCUUAUUGCACAAAUAUCGGAAAUGACGCAAACUGAACGCGGGUUAAAGGUAGAUUUUGUGGAUCCGAACAGAUUGUCCCAAAGAGUUAUGGGAAAUCGAGGGAGAAUAGUUAAAAGGAUUUUAGAUCAGUUUAUGCCGGUGGCGUGUAAACCAGUGGUGAUUGGAAGGGAUGAACAGAAUUCACAAAAAUUCAAAAAUAAGCUGGCCAUCUUGGGAAAAUUGCACGCGUCACCGAAAAUCAUUAGAUUCUACGGACUUUCGACUUACGACGGUAUUAACUACAUGAUCUUCGAAUGGGCCGAACUUGGAAAUCUGAAAAAUUAUUAUCAAACCGAAUACAUCUCUCCGGAGAAGAAGCUUCAAUUUGCAACAAAUAUUGCCGAGGGUCUUAGAUUUUUGCAAGUAUGCGGUAUCUAUCAUCACGACGUGCGUUGUGAAAAUAUUAUGAUCACGAGAGAGGAUAAUAUACACACCACUGCAAAACUCGCAAAUUUCGACAUCAGUCGAGAGAUUAGUAAGGAAACGACGAUGAUAAGUGAUAUCUCGGAGUUGGUUCGUUGGAUGGCCCCCGAAAAAUUGGCCAACGGGGGUGAACCGAGUCGGAAUAAUUACACAUACCCCUGUGAAGUGUUUAGCUUUGGAAUGCUUCUAUGGGAACUUUUACUUCAAAAACUUCCGUACGAGAAAAUGAGAAUGGAUGAAAUUUGCAAACACAUCAAAGAAGGGAAACGUGAAUUUCUAAAUUUCCCACUUACCCUUGCCCCCACGGACAUGCUAAAUUGCUUCAAGCAAAUCAUCAAAAAAGCGUGGGCACAGGAUCCGAACGAUCGACCAACAAUCAUCGAAUUACAUACGCAACUUCAAAAUUUGCUCUCUUCUCGUUCUCCUGGAAUAGCGCCAAAAACCGACUAUGUUCCAUACUUUGAAGCUCCGAACAAUUACGCGCAUAAAAAUUACUGCAAUGAUUUUGAUGAACACGUAAACCUUGUCGUGGAUGAUACUGCAUCCAUUGAAAUAAUAAUUCCUCUUGAAGAAGGUCUUAGACUUCACAAGGAAAGCAGAGGAUGUGAGAAGGCGUGGAAAUGUUUCGAAAAACAUGCUUCUCUUGGUGAUCCCCUCGCUAUUUAUUGGAAAGGAUACUACUUGCACGAAGGAUAUUAUGUGGAAAAGAAUUUCGAUGAAGCUACCAAGCUUUUUAAAGAGGCCGCCGAUAUGGGCUUGGCAGACGCACAAUUGCGUUAUGCAUUUAGCUUACUGGAAAUGAGGAACCCUUAUAAUUAUCCCGAGGUUAUGUCAUACCUUGAGAAGGCAAGACUGCAAGAAAAUCCAACGGCGUUAUAUCAUCUUGGUGACAUUUAUUACAAUGGAAAGCUGGACAUUGAGAAAGAUGAGACCAAAGGGUUGGAAUACCUAAAACUCGCUGCUAUAAAGAAACAGCCAAAAGCCAUGGAAUUUUUUGCAAAAAACAAAUUGGAAUUUUUGGAAUAA